This is a messenger RNA of Phalaenopsis equestris, 892 nucleotides long. RefSeq lists its product as uncharacterized. The transcript has a single exon. Gene Ontology annotation, biological process: endomembrane system organization. The record is from RefSeq and is a predicted model, not a curated record. NCBI's taxonomy places the organism in Eukaryota, Viridiplantae, Streptophyta, Magnoliopsida, Asparagales, Orchidaceae. The coding region runs from base 142 to 828 and encodes 228 amino acids.
CAAAAAUUUGGUGAACCAUCACAUCAUCCAACUUGAAACGUCUAAUAAACAAACACUUCUGAAUGCCCACGCGACUCCCCGAUCGUGUAAUCGAAAGCUUUUAAAACUCUAGGCUCCCCAAUUCCUACAAGCUAAAAAACAAUGUCUGCCAGAUCAAAAAAAUCCCAAAUCAGCCGAGAGAAAUCUCCAUCAGAAGAAUCCCAAAUCCCUGCCAAUAACAAAACACAUCCUUCCUCCUCCCGUCCUCGAUCCGCCGCCGCCACCACCAGCACGAGCACGACCACGACCGUUCUCUCCCAAACCCUAGCCAUCACCGCCAACCUUGCCAACCUCCUCCCCACCGGUACUCUCCUCGCAUUCCAACUCCUCAUCCCAUCUUUCACGAACAAUGGCUCCUGCGACUCCGCCACUAGCUUAAUGACUCUCCUCCUCCUCCUCGUACUCGGGUCCUCCGCUUUUCUCGCCUGCUUCACAGAUAGCUUCCAGCACCAGGACAAUCGGGUGAUCUACGGCCUGGCUACUCCGGGAGGCAUGUGGAUCUUCGAUCCGCCGCCAGAUCUCGCUACCUUGCCGGAUCUGACGAAGUAUAAGAUUAGGAUCAUUGAUUGCUUUCAUGGGGUGUUGUCGGUUCUGGUUUUCGUGGCGGUCUCUCUGCGAGACAAGAACGUGGUGCAGUGUUUUUACCCGUCGCCGGACACAAAGACGAAGGAGGUUUUGGAUAUUCUGCCGCUGGGAAUUGGAGUAAUUUGUAGUAUGCUUUUUGUUGUUUUUCCGACGACCCGGCAUGGGAUUGGGUACCCAGUUACUAACGGAGGGUACAAAUCUUAGGGAUGGUUAUUUUAAUUGUUUGAUUGUUUCAUUUUGGCAAAGAAAUAAUAAGUUUUUUUUGGAA